AUGAAGACGAAAUCCACACCCGAGUACGCCGAAGUCACGGCCGACUUCAAACCCCUCCCAAAACACGGCCACCUCUCAGAGAAGAUCCCAGAGUAUGCAGCCGCCGAAGAUCAGAUCAGGGCUGGUUAUGAGCCUUUUUGGGGCGCCCCCGACUUUCCUUCCAUGCGCGCAGUUGCAGGCAAUGCCGAUGCUCCCAUGCCGCCUGGAGGACCGGAUCGCUACCGUGAUGUGGUGACCGAGUUGGUUCAGUUUCCGGUUCGUGAUGGGACUUUGGUUGAGCUCAAGGUUUACAAAUCACCAAAUGUUAUCGAGAAUGCUACUUUGACGUAUCGCAUGCACGGCGGUGGCAUGGUUGUUGGAAGCCAUGAAGUUGAUGGCGUCGAGAAUGUCUAUGCUGCUACCAACCCCGACAUUGUUGUUGUCAGCGUAGAUUACCGAUUGGCUCCGGAACACCCAUUUCCAAUCCCAUUCCAAGAUAGCUACGACGGCCUUCUGUGGUGCAAGGAGAAUGCAAAGACCCUUGGUGUAAACCCUGAAAAGAUUAUCCUGAGCGGAAGCAGCGCAGGAGGCAGUCUCGCCGCAACUGUUGCCGUUCAGGCUAGGGACGAUGGACUGACUGGAAUUGUUGCUCAAGUCUUGCAUUUUCCUCUGACCUGCCAUCCCAAGUUCUUCCCCAGGGAAAAGUAUGAGUUUGGAAGUUAUAUCCAGAAUUCUGAAAACCCUGUUCUUAGCUCCGUCAUUUACGAGUUGACCCUCGACGCGCACACUCCUAAUGCUGAGCAUGACUGGACGCAUUCGCCUCUUCUCGCCAAGUCACAUGCAGGCCUUCCCCCAGCCCUGAUUCAGUGUGCUGGUGGAGACAUUCUCCGCGAUGAUGCCUUUGCCUACGCCGAAGCCCUGGAGACCGAUGGAGUUGAAGUUGAGCUGCAUGCAUACGCUGGUGUGCCUCACUGUUUCCCUGUUAUUUUUGCACAGAUUCCCCAAGUUGCUACUUUCUACGAGAGAUAUACCAAGUUUCUAGAGAAGUAUGCUAAGUGA
Molecule: messenger RNA, 1038 nt
Organism: Fusarium vanettenii 77-13-4
Lineage: Eukaryota; Fungi; Ascomycota; Sordariomycetes; Hypocreales; Nectriaceae
Exons: 6
Coding region: 1-1038 (345 amino acids)
Molecular function (GO): hydrolase activity
Source: RefSeq, a predicted model, not a curated record